This is a messenger RNA of Sus scrofa (pig), 3557 nucleotides long. It is a transcript of the gene P3H2, whose product is annotated as prolyl 3-hydroxylase 2. Gene Ontology annotation, biological process: collagen metabolic process. The record is from RefSeq and is a predicted model, not a curated record. NCBI's taxonomy places the organism in Eukaryota, Metazoa, Chordata, Mammalia, Artiodactyla, Suidae. Gene Ontology annotation, cellular component: endoplasmic reticulum. Gene Ontology annotation, molecular function: procollagen-proline 3-dioxygenase activity; protein binding; L-ascorbic acid binding.
GCCUCUCAGUUCGCCGAGCGCGGCCGGUCACCUGAGGCUCAAAGGGCAGCCGCUUGGCGGCGGGGCUGGCGGUUUCGCCCGCAAAGACAAGAGACCGGACUAGGACGCCAGCUGCCGGGAGCCGACUGAGUGCGGGGCCGGCCGGCGCUUGUCUGCGGCGGAGGAUGCGGGAGCGCAUCUGGGCGCCGCUGCCGCUGCUGCUGCCCUGUCUACUGCUGCCGCCGCCGCUGUGGGGUGGCCCCCCGGACGGCCCGCACCAGAGGCGGGAGCCCGAGCCCGGGCCUCUGCAGCCCUUCGACCUGCUCUACGCCAGCGGCGUGGCCGCUUACUACAGCGGGGACUACGAGCUGGCCGUGCGCGACCUGGAAGCGGCGCUGCGCAGCCACCGGCGCCUGCUGGAGAUCCGCGCGCGCUGCGCCCGCCACUGCACCGCGCGCCGCCCGCUCGCGCCCCCGGGCGCCGGCCCCGGGGCCGAGCUGCCCUUCUUCCGCUCGCUGCUCGAGCGGGCUCGCUGCUACCGCAGCUGCCAGAGCCAGCGCCUCGGGGGCCCCGCGUCUCGCCACCGUGCCAGCGAGGAUGUGCGCAGCGACUUCCAGCGCAGAGUGCCCUACAACUACCUGCAGCGGGCCUACCUCAAGCUUAACCAGCUGGAAAAGGCAGUGGAAGCAGCCCACACAUUUUUCAUGGCCAACCCGGAGCACAUGGAAAUGCAGCAGAACAUUGAGAAUUACAGAAUGAUGGCGGGUGUUGAAGCCCUCCAGCUGGUGGAUCGAGAAGCAAGACCACACUUGGAAAGUUAUGGUGCAGCAGUUAAACAUUAUGAGACCGAUGACUUUGAACUAGCUAUCAAGUACUUUGAACAAGCUUUAAGAGAGUAUUUCAAUGAAGAUAUGGAGUGCAGAGCCCUGUGUGAGGGGCCUCAGAGAUUUGAGGAGUAUGAGUACUUAGGAUAUAAAGCUGGGCUCUAUGAAGCCAUUGCAGAUCACUACAUGCAGGUGCUGGUCUGUCAGCAUGAAUGCGUGAGGGAACUUGCCACCCGCCCCGGCCGCCUCUCCCCUAUUGAGAACUUUCUUCCCCUGCAUUAUGACUACCUACAGUUUGCCUACUAUCGAGUUGGCGAAUAUGUGAAAGCUUUGGAGUGUGCCAAGGCCUAUCUUCUAAUCCAUCCAGAUGAUGAGGAUGUUCUAGACAAUGUGGAUUACUAUGAGAGUAUUUUGGACGACAGCAUUGACCCAGGAUCUAUCGAGGCCAGAGAGGAUUUGAUGAUGUUUGUGAAGCGUCAUAAACUGGAGUCAGAAUUAAUAAAAUCAGCGGCAGAGGGUCUGGGAUUUUCAUACACUGAGCCGAAUUAUUGGAUUCGAUAUGGAGGACGACAGGAUGAGAAUCGGGUCCCUUCAGGAGUGAACGUGGAGGGAGCAGAAGUUCAUGGAUUAUCAAUGGGGAAAAAGUCAUCACCCAAGUUAGACCGAGAUCUAAGAGAAGGUGGCCCUCUCCUAUAUGAAAACAUCACGUUUGUCUACAACUCAGAGCAGCUGAAUGGGACACAGCGUGUUCUCCUGGACAACGUGUUGUCAGAAGAACAGUGCCGGGAGCUGCACAGCGUUGCCAGUGGGAUCAUGCUUGUUGGUGAUGGAUACAGAGGAAAAACUUCGCCUCAUACACCCAAUGAAAAGUUUGAAGGUGCAACUGUCCUGAAAGCACUCAAAUUUGGUUAUGAAGGCCGCGUCCCCCUCAAGAGCGCCCGUCUGUUCUAUGACAUCAGCGAGAAGGCUCGAAAGAUUGUAGAAUCCUAUUUCAUGCUGAACUCAACCCUGUAUUUUUCCUACACGCACAUGGUCUGCCGAACAGCCCUGUCUGGUCAACAAGAUAGAAGAAAUGAUCUCAGUCAUCCCAUCCAUGCGGACAAUUGCCUGUUGGACCCGGAGGCCAAUGAAUGCUGGAAGCAGCCACCUGCUUACACAUUUAGGGACUACAGUGCUCUCCUGUACAUGAACGACGACUUUGAAGGGGGAGAAUUCAUAUUCACUGAGAUGGAUGCCAAGACUGUGACCGCUUCUAUAAAACCAAAGUGUGGACGUAUGAUCAGCUUCUCAUCUGGAGGAGAGAACCCGCAUGGGGUGAAAGCAGUCACCAAGGGCCAGAGGUGUGCUGUGGCUCUGUGGUUUACCUUGGACCCACUUUAUAGAGAAUUGGAGCGAAUACAGGCUGAUGAAGUGAUCGCCAUCCUGGAUCAAGAACAACAAGGGAAGCAUGAACUGAAUAUCAACCCCAAAGAUGAGCUAUAAAAAAUGAGAGAGUGUCCUAUCAGCUAUUUAUUUAAAUUGUUAAUCUUAUGAGAACCUUUUUUAUUUUUGUACAGAGCCGUGGUAUAAGUUAACAGGUUAAUAAGAGUCACCAGAUCUCCCUUCUGCUCUUAAAGACCCUCGCUUUGCCUCACUCAGUCUAUCUGUCUUGGUUUUUCGUCAGGUCAUUUCUCAAAGCCCAGUCACAAUGCCCGCCCCUGCCGCCACUGCCCCCAACACACAUACAGUUCAUUUGCUGCAGAUCCUAAAGCUCAAGCAGUAAGAAUAAGCCUGUUCUUGUUCAAACUACAACUGUGCUCCACUUCUAAAGAUAGCAUGUGAUUUGGACUCCGAAGGCCUUUCUGGCCCUGUGUUGUUUAGUCCUGGUCUCUCCCAGGGCUGGCAGCCCUGGGUUUGACUCUGGGGAGUCCAUGGCAAGAUUGGAACUGCAUCAAGUGGGGGUCUUUGGGCCCCCAGGCUCUGUGGAGGAACUGCUGUGAUGAGUACUGCGUAAGACGGAGGGGUUCGGCCUUUCCAGGGCAAGGGUGGUGCUUUCGAUUCCAGUAUUUACAGCGGACAGAACACCUAACACUGGAAGCUUCCAUCCCCCCUCCCCACCAUGGUGCGCCAGAAAAGAUGGCCCUGGGAGUUGUGUCUUUAAAAAGGUGGUGUGGGGGAGUUCCCAUCGUGGCCCAGUGGUUAAGGAAUCAGACUAGGAACCAGGAGUUUGCGGGUUCGAUCCCUGGCCUUGCUCAGUGGGUUAAGGAUCUGGCAUUGCCGUGAUCUGUGGUGUACGUUGCAGUUGCGACUUGGAUCCUGCGUUGCUGUGGCUGUGGUUUAGGCCGGCGGCUACAGCUCUGAUUCGAUCCCCUAGCCUGGGACCCUCCAUGUGCCGUGGGUGUGGCUCUAGAAAAGACAAAGAGACAAAAAAAAAAAAAAAAAAAAAAAAGGUGGUGUGGGGGUUGAAGUAGAAUGGAGCUUCAUCCCAUUCUGUUCCUUCCCAAGAACCCCCGUCUCAAGACUGGCUUCUUCAUUCAAUGACUUGGGAAGAAAAUCUUUACUCCCACAUGAAUUGGGGCCCCAUUGUCACAUUGCCUGAGAGUGGGGUCCAUGGGUGAGAAGCGGUGUUCUCUUCUUCAGUAAGAAAAAUGAAUUUCUGAUUGAUCCCACUCUCCAUUGAUGUGUAUUUUGGCAGCCCCUCCUCUUUGCUGCUUUCCAGCUCGUGGAUUUGAGUGCUUGUAUCUGAUUUGUUUAAUAAAGGGAGUUUUAUUUUAA